ACUGGCUGUGUCUAGCUGCUGGCUGGGAAUGGUGUGUAGGGGCUGCCCUCUUUAUAUUUGGAGGCUCCAAAAGAAUCUCAGCUCCCUUUCAUGUGCCGCCUUGGUCCAAUAAAACACUGGGGCUGCCUGCAAGUGGUCUAAUCUCGGCGAGGUGUCAAUCAUGUUCUUACGGUGGUUGAAUUGCGGGUUUUGGUAACCGCCUCCACUGCUGGAAGAGGCGGACGAGAGGAAAAGCUUGCUUUGGAUCAAAAGCAUACAGACUGUCGCCGUUGGAUGUAGAAAGCUAGCACAGGCUGCCUUCGCCCAUAGGCUACGGUUGUAAGCAGAGGGACGCUGCUGGAUUUCUGGAUUAUUCGUAAAUCAAAUGGUUUUCUUUCACAACCCAAUGCGGAGAAAUGGGUAAACUUCAUUCGAAACAUGCUGCUGUGUGUAAACCAAGGGAGAGCCCAGAAGGCGACAGUUUCGUAGUUAAUGCCUGUUUGGCGAGGAAAGGAAUUGACGAUUGGAUCGUUAAACAGAGAUACUAUUGUACCGGGUCGCGCUUGGACCAACAGGACUGCCAGCAGAAAACUACUUGCAGACUAUCCACUCGGGACCCCUCCGAUGAAGCGUGCGUGGAAGGGAUCAGCGAUGAACUUUACCGCUUAGAAGUGGCCCUCCCCCCAGAGAAGACGGGCGGCUGCUGGACUGAAGACAAGAUCCCGGAGAAGGAGAGCCAGGCGCCCGAGACGGCCAAGAAACAGCUCAAGUUUGAAGAGCUGGAGUGUGCUGUGUCUCUGGAGGAGGACAACAGGCAGGAGUGGACGUUCACUCUCUACGACUUUGACAACAAUGGCAAGGUCACUCGAGAGGACAUCACCAGCUUGCUGCACACCAUCUAUGAGGUGGUGGAUGCGUCAGUGAACCACUCCCCCAGCACCAGUAAAACCCUGCGGGUCAAGCUCUCUGUGGCCCCCGACUCCACCCAGAAGUGGAAGGGCACCCUGCACAGCUCUGGAGACGCCCCGCACCCCAGGCAGAAGGCCGACAAGAGCGUCGACGACCCCAAAAGCUCGGACAAGAAGACGCGAGCCCCUCUCAGACGGCACCACAGCGACCACCACACCCAGCAGGGCUGCAUGCGCCACUGUGUGGACGAGAACCUGGAGCGCCGGAACCACUACCUGGACCUGGCCGGCAUCGAGAACUACACGUCCCGCUUUGGAACGGGUGCCAGCGCAGAGCCGGGAGCAGGAGGUCAGAGCAGGUCGCGCUCCCACGAGCCAGAGAACGGGCUCUCGAACCCGCACCAUCGCCGUUCGCAGGCCGCCGACCCCCCGGGCCCCCCGGCCCCGCCCGCCGAGCCCCCCUGCCCCCGGCUGCGCGGCCAGGACUCGGGCAAGCACGCCCUGCGCUCCCCGAAAACGCACGGGCGCGCCCCGACCGCGCACCCCUCCGGGAGGGCCAUGAGGAGCCGGGGCGCCCCUCCCCCGCCGGCGCUGCUCAGCCCCAACCCCCCCUACCAGCCCGCCGCCCCCCACCGGAGGCACAGGCAGCGGGCCAAGGAGGGCCAGCAGCAGGCCCACCGCGGCGUGCUGGGGGCCCCGGGCCCCGUGCUGGAGAAGGAGCAGGUGCGCGACCUUCCCAGCAUGCUCCUGUACGAGGGCGGCGUGGGCCAGGUGGUGCAGCGGCACGAGCACCACCACCACCACGAGCACCACCACCACUACCACCACUUCUACCAGUCGUGAGCCCUGGACGGCUGCGUCGGCGCCAGCGUCGCCAUGCCAACCGGGCGCCGCGCCCCGCCCCGCCCGCUGCGCGCGGGCGUUUUCACAACUGUACAGAGACCUCUGCGGACUGGGGAGGUGCUGGGAGGAGCACAGGAGGAGCAGAACAAGAGGAGCAGAGCAGGGGCCUCCUCAAGUGGCAGGGGGAGGGGAUGGGGCGGGGCGGGGCGGGGCUGGGCUGGGCGGGGCAAGGCCAGGGUAUUUUUUAGGGAUGGGGAAGGCAUGAGCGGGUGGCUAGGCUUACAGGAAUCCUCAGAAACCACAAGCUUGGCUCUUAUGUGUUCAGCUAAGCUUGGGGCUUGGGUGGGGGGGUGUUGGUGCCCAGUCAGUGUCUGGGGGGGGUGGGGGUGUUGACCCACAUCUCACCUGAACACUCUGCACUGACCUCUCUGGUUCUCUGAAGCCCUGGCUGGUGAACUGACCUCCUAAAGCCGGGAGGGAGGGGGGGGGGGGGGGUCAGAGGGAUGGGUUUGGCUGGGUAGAGGGUGGGACGAUGGGUGGGGAGGGGGGGAGGGUCACUGGAAUGGAAGGACUAUCACACACUAUGAUGCUAUAUAUGAAGAAAAGGACGAGGUCAUCGGCACAGCACCGGAUGGGCCUCUGGUUUGUGCCCGAUGGUGGUUGCUGGGAGACCAGGAGGACCCGGGAAUCCUGUCGGCUGAAGACCACUUGAAAAGCACUUCCUGGUGCUGUCGCUUCUAAAAAAAAAUAAAAAUAAAUACAUUUGCAGUCAGAACCUGGGCAUUUUCUACCGAGAUAAAGAUCCUGACUUUCACAAGCAAUACUCUGACACUUCUGAGGACAAUUUAAAAAAAAAGAAAAGAAAUGAAAGCAAGGCAUUUGGAUAAAAAUAUUAACUGAAAAUUGAAGACCCCAAACAGCUGCUACCUCUAGUAUUAUUAUGAUUAUUAUUGAUAUAAUUGUUGUUAUUAUUCAGAUGUUAUUUUUAGUAACAGAUUUUUAAUAUGUCACCUACGUGGGAGGUUUUUCACUCUGCAAUCGUGUAGCCUUGUGCUAUCCAUCAUAUUGUUUUUGUAUGUACAUACUGUAUGUGCCACGUUUUAACACUCAACUAUACACAAGCUACACUAACGCUGUGACGUACUUCGUAUCCGCACUCUGAAACUUGUAUCUUUGUGUUUAAAUGUUUGCUCGUCUCCUGAAUCGGUUCUCCCAAUAAGCUGUGUUUGAAGACCACUCUAAAGACGUAGAGCGACUAUCGUGCAGUAGUAGUCGAGCUGACGGUUCCUUCGAGAGGUGUUCCGUACUGCCGAUCGUUGCAGACGGUCCGCAGGAAUGUUGGCUAAUUAUGCACACUCUCAGGUACAUUUUGCUUCUCCGUUUUUCUAAAUCUGUGGUUUUUAAUUAGUGACAUUUGAUGCAGACUGUGGGCAAGUAGAAUUUAGGAGUCGCGCAAGCUAACAGGGGUGUCGCUAGCUCUUGGUACAGUUCUACUCAAUGUGUGCGUGUGCAUGUGUGUGUACGCAUGUGUGUGUGUGUGUGUGCGUGUGUGCAUGUGUGUGCACGUGCGUGUGUGUCUGUGUGUGUGUACGCAUGCGUGUGUGCAUGUGUGUGUGUGUGUGUGUGUGUGUGUGUGUGUGUGUGUGUGAGCGCGCGUGCGGAGUCUCUAGUUGGAUCAAGCAGAUGCUGUGGAAUGCUGGAAAUAUAUCCUGAUGGCCUGUAGUUAAACUAAGUCUGUCCAACAUGUGUGGAUGCCUUCCGUUCGCUGACUUAACCCAGAAGAAUCCGGAUCUCUGGGCCUGUGUCACCUCUAGGUCCGAGCCGUGGCGUGCCCCUGGUUUGGGUGGGGAAGCCGAGCCUGUCGGGUCCUGAUGAUCAGGGUCAGGCAGUGGGAGAACGCAGCCAGGCCCGGUGGCAUCUCAGGCCUCAGCUGUCAUCAGUGCUGUCACCGAGCAACCACGUGCUCUGGGGGGGGGGGGGAUCAGGGUCUACGAUCAGCCAACAUGACAUCACUGUUUACUGCAUGCCACAGAGUAUAUUUACUCUGCUGUCCCGCUCCACUGGUGCUAAACGAUACCAGGGCAGGACCAUCAAUAGCAAGUCUUCCCUUUCCCUGUCCCGGAGUGCUACCAGCUAUUUUGGCCUGUGACUACGAUUUUAAUGCGGAGGCUGACCUCAUCAGUCGUCAUCCUGCAAGCUGCGAGAUGGCUGGUCACGGAUCUCCACAGUGGAUUGACGUGGGCUCUGAACCCUUUAUACUGGAAGCCUUUCCUGAAAGAUGGAAGCUUCCACUCCACACCACUCUCCACCCCCUCGCCCCCCCUCCCCCCCCCUCCUCAGGGGGGUCCUGACUGCAGCCUGUUCCACCAUCCCUCACUCCGUAAAAUGGCAUCUGUUGUGGGAAAAUGGUCUCGUCGCAGCAGUCCAAGAGAUCCUUCGUGCGCGUAAGCUUUCAAGCGUAAAUUUACCCCCAUGAUGAGCAAAGGAGUUAAAAUUCCAUCUGCUUCAGCUGGCGGCUCCAAGUCUUUUGGGGGGGGAGAACCGUGGAUGUCUGCGCUGUCCCGAAUCGCCAGUGGGGUUCGUGCAUCGACACGGUUGCAGACGAUUGGCUGUACCAAAUUAGGGGUGGGAAUUGAACAUGCUCAAACCCCAUGUUGGGUGCCAAAUUUAUUUACUGGGGGGAAAAAAAAAAAACUCCAUCUGCUUUAGUUGAUUUGUGAGUUCCUGGAUACUCAUGUGAAGUGGGAUAUGUGGGGGAAUUCUCUGUUUUAAACCGAUGAUCUGUUGGUUGACCCUGUACCAAUUAACUGUGUGCACACAGCUUAGGGCCACCCUACGUGACUAGAUCUCGUUUGGUAAGAAGUUUGCUAAGAUUUUAUGUGAAGUCAAAAAAAU
Molecule: messenger RNA, 4625 nt
Organism: Anguilla anguilla (European eel)
Lineage: Eukaryota; Metazoa; Chordata; Actinopteri; Anguilliformes; Anguillidae
Gene: nkd1
Product: NKD inhibitor of WNT signaling pathway 1
Exons: 10
Coding region: 396-1730 (444 amino acids)
Biological process (GO): negative regulation of Wnt signaling pathway
Cellular component (GO): cytoplasm
Molecular function (GO): calcium ion binding
Source: RefSeq, a predicted model, not a curated record